This is a messenger RNA of Danio aesculapii, 574 nucleotides long. RefSeq names its product C-C motif chemokine 3-like. Gene Ontology annotation, biological process: positive regulation of ERK1 and ERK2 cascade; positive regulation of GTPase activity; neutrophil chemotaxis. The transcript has 3 exons. Gene Ontology annotation, cellular component: extracellular region. Gene Ontology annotation, molecular function: CCR chemokine receptor binding; chemokine activity. The coding region runs from base 76 to 381 and encodes 101 amino acids. NCBI's taxonomy places the organism in Eukaryota, Metazoa, Chordata, Actinopteri, Cypriniformes, Danionidae. The record is from RefSeq and is a predicted model, not a curated record.
UGGGGUGAUUAUCUUCAGCCGAUCAGCCACCGAUAAACCACCAGAUUUGAACAUCGACUGACCACAAACCCAAACAUGAGGCCGUCUUGCAUCUUCAUCGCCUGUCUGGUGCUCGUCGCUUGCUGCUCAGUUGAUGGAAGUGAUUUCAGCCAAAAUCCCGACAAGUGCUGCUUUUCGUUUUCCACUAUCAAGAUCCCAGUUAAGCAGGUUCAGAGUUAUCAUACGACACAUUUUCAAUGUCAGAAGAACGGGAUCAUUUUUGUGACAGAACAGAAGGAGAUCUGCGCUGACCCGACUGAGAGAUGGGUUCAGAGACUGAUGAAUCUGGUGGAUGCUCGCCUGGUGAAAGACACAGAACCCAGCUCUAAUGGCAGCUCCUAACGCUCGGCUGGUUUCAUAUUAUUGCACUGAACAGUUUCCAGACUGUUAAUAAGCUUUGAAAUAAAUGUGAAAUGCACAUUAACAAUACUGUUAAUUAUAUUUCAAAACAUGCUACCUGUUUAAGCUAGAAUUCGAACCUGAUUCUGAACCUGUCUGAAUACUUUAAUAUUAAGCAUAAAUAAAGAACUUUGAA